CCUGCAAGGUCUUAGAGGCCUGGACUGAGCCCGCUGGUUCCCACUGCACAGAUGGGGAAGCGGAGGCCUGUGGCGUCGGAGUGGCCGGCCCCCAGCCACACAGUAAGACCCCAACCCCUCUGGACCCUCCCGCUUCUGCUGUGGACACUCCUGACCUGUGGUUUGGGGGGCAGUGCUCAGGGUCCAGAUGAGUGGACUCUGUGGGGCUCCUGGAGUGGCUGUUCCAGCACUUGUGGGCGAGGCGUCUCUGUGCGCAGCCGCCACUGCAUCCGGUUUUCUGAGGAAGAGUCGUGCUGGGGGGACACCCAUGAAUACCGUCUCUGCCAGUUGCUGGACUGUCCCCCAGGAGCUGUGCCCUUCCGAGACCUCCAGUGUGCCCUCUACAAUCGCCACCCUCUCCUGGACACGCAGAAGACCUACCAAUGGAUACCCUUUUAUGGCGCACCCAACCAGUGCGACCUCAACUGCCUGGCCGAGGGGCACGCCUUCUACCACAGCUUCGGCCGCGUGCUGGACGGCACCCCCUGCGGCCCGGAUAGUGCCUUCGCGGGGUACUGGAACGUGACCCUGAUCCCUGAGGGCGCCAGACACCUCCGAGUCACCCAACAGAGCCACCGCAAUCACUUGGCGCUGAUGGGGGGUGACGGGAGCUACGUGCUCAAUGGGAACUGGGUCGUAAGCCCACCGGGGACCUACCAGGCGGCCGGCACGCACGUGGUCUACACCCGAGAUGAGUCCUCCCAGGAGAUGCUGAGUGCAGUGGGACCCACCUCCCAGAACCUGAUCCUGCAGGUUCUCCUGCAGGAGCCCAACCCAGGCAUCCAGUUCGAGUUCUGGCUCCCCCAGGAGCUCUACAGCCCCUUCCAGGCACAGACACAGGCCCUGGGCUGGUCCCUGCUGCGGCCACAGAGUCGAGAGGUGGAGCCUCAGCCCCUCGUGACCCCCACAGCCCCUGCUGCCGCCCCCCCACGGACCGCGGUCCCUGCCCCAGACCCUUGCCCACCCUGCCCUGACACCCGCGGCCGCGCCCACAGGCUGACCCACUAUUGCAGCAGUGACUUUGUGUUCCGGGCCCAAGUGCUGGGCCACCUCCGCCAGGCCCAGGAGAGUCGCUAUGAGGUGCGUGUGCAGCUUGUCUACAAGAACCGCUCGCCGCUGCGGGCCCUCGAGUACUUGUGGGCCCCCGGUCGCUGCCCCUGUCCACUGCUGGCCCUCCAUCGUGAGUACCUGCUGGCUGCCCAGCGCCUUGUCAGCCCCGACGGCACUCAGGACCGGCUGCUGCUUCCACACGCUGGCUACGGUCGGCCCUGGAGCCCCGCUGAGGACAGCCGUAUCCGACUGGUCGCCCGGCAUUGCCCUGUCUGAACCCCCACACGAAGCCCGUGACAUCGAGGCAAAUACGCCUGGCCCGACUCAAACUCGACAUUCUCGCCCUCGGCUGUGGCCGCCAGGGGAGUCCGAAGCAUCCCCUUCUGCAGCCCCAGUUAGACGCCGGCACGGUCAGCCUCACUGCCGUGGACAGACAGAUGCAGGUCCACAGGUGAGAACGCACUGCAGAGAGCAUUUCCUCUCAGCCUGGCUACCCAGAAACUCACCGUUAUUCGCGCUCAGAAGCUGGAUGUCUGCUUUGCCCCUUCACACUCACUUGUUUAGAGACACCGUCACGAACAGCAUGGCCUGGAGAAGCUGUGCCUAACAAGACGUUGUGAUGCAUCAGUUUCCCUUUCUGCCUUGGCUAUCAGGAACUUGGCACUACUUAAUUCCAUGAUACACUGUUCUGGUUGUCGUUGCCUUUUCGCACAGACCUUCUCAUAUCCCUAGAGGUCGUCAAAUACAGAUGUGCACCCGCUCCCUGGAGACAUGGCUGGCCAGGCAUUGUCAUACACGAAUUUCCCCUUUUGCCCUGACGACCAGGAAGCUCCUAGGUCGUCUUGACAGCCUCAGCCAUUCUGGCAUGUCACCUGGAGUCAUCACUGGGCUUCCUCCGGGCAACAUUGCUGUCCACUCCUUUUUAAUUCCAGUUCUUUAUAGGCAUUUGUUUUUAUCAAGGCCACUCAGAUGCACAUGCUCAGCUGCAGAGACUCUGGGAGGCACUGGUCUCACAGACACGCAGUCAUACACACACCCACCUCCUGCACCAACCCUCCCUCCCCUCGGAAUACCUGACCCUGCGUGGGAGUGAGUAUAGGGAAGGUAUGAAGAUGGGGUACAGGUGGGGGGAUACACGGGGCUUUAAGGUCCCAAGUGCCCUCUCCAUGCCCCCUUGGGGGCCACACUUUCCCCUCAGGCUACCCGAUAGAACUGUACCCCACAGAGGAUGCUGGCAAGCCAAGAAUCGGGGUGUCUGUGGGUUGUGACAUGGUCACUCAGCAAACCCUCCCGUGGGGGCCACCCUGAGGGGCCACCCUUCUGCCUCUCCAGUGUGAGUGGGCUGACGCACGCUGUCAUCGGGAGAGCCUGCUCUUCUGGCCAUUGUGGUGGUUUUUCUCUGGGUCACUGGGUGACAGAAAUCGACAUGAGGGUCUUACACUCAGCUCCUGCCCUCGCAGGUGACCUCAGGCCAGACUCUGAGCCCAAGUUUUUCCCAGUGCAAGUAGCCUUUCAACACCUCCCCCUCUGACCAGGGAGUUGCACGCUCGGGAUUCCUCCCUUGGCACCCCCACUCAUGCUUUUCUCCAGUGAGCAUUUACUGUGCUGUAUCUGCCAGGGAACCAGCUCUGCCCUUCCCCUGCUCAGCCUUGUUAUCUGUAACCAGGGCUGAAAGUGGAGAAUCCCCCGCCUUCCUCGUGGUGCAGGGGGUAAGUCUCAGCACCACCAAACUAUGGGCAGCCA
Condylura cristata (star-nosed mole) is the source of this 2832-nucleotide messenger RNA. RefSeq names its product ADAMTS-like 5 (gene ADAMTSL5). The transcript is spliced from 11 exons. NCBI's taxonomy places the organism in Eukaryota, Metazoa, Chordata, Mammalia, Eulipotyphla, Talpidae. Gene Ontology annotation, molecular function: protein binding; metalloendopeptidase activity. Bases 52 to 1365 code for a protein of 437 amino acids. The record is from RefSeq and is a predicted model, not a curated record. Gene Ontology annotation, biological process: extracellular matrix organization. Gene Ontology annotation, cellular component: extracellular matrix.